CAGAAAUUUACCCCAGUUGAUAACUUUCCAUUGGCAAAUAUGACGAAUAUGACGAGAAAUAUUCUGAAUAGUCCCAUGGAGGGUAUUGAUGACGACUUGUGCAACUCACAGCCGUUGUCACAGCACAAUGCGCCAGGCGCAGAGCCUGUGGAGCGGAAGAAACGUACACGAACGGGAUGUCUCAACUGCAGUCGCCGGCGACGCAAAUGCGACGAGGCCAAACCGAUCUGUACAGGCUGCAAGCGACGGGGUGAUGAUUGUCAAUGGCGCAUGCUUGGAUCUUUUCGAGAAGCCAAUAUCAAGGUGCUGGGAUCGGACCAUCCCUCUAUGAGCCAAGGCGCAAACACCAACAAAAACAAGCGACCACGCAAAUUCAAGAUUCUGAAUGCUCUACCAAAUAAACCUCGGACGAGAGGGUUUUCUAAACGACCAUAUGAGGCCGCUUGUGACCGAUUAGAGCUAGAGCCGCACGGCUCUGCUUCUGGCGCAGCACCGAAAACUGCGGCCAUUGCUGAAACUCGUUCGAAUGAUCCAUUGCGGUCAGCGAUUGAGGAUUCUGGAUCCUCACCAGAGGUUCAUCAAGCGCCAUUGACCCCAUCCUCGAGGGGUGCGCAGGCCAAUUUGUUGCAUCACCAAAGCCCUUCAUCUUGUCACCACGAGCGCAGUGACGAAGCAGCCAAUAGUUCCCCAUCGGACGAACUGGCUAGUCCGCACCACUCAACCCAUCAAUAUGACAUCCAACACAACUCUGUCAUGGAUGAUACAUCUUCACAGGUCUAUGCCAACACAGGCCCGGAGUUUUUGGUUGAUGAUCUUGCGGCCUUGAGGGGUUUUACUCACCACGCGCAAAUUAACGCGUCAGUGACAGACUCAUAUUACAACGGGCCCUCUCCUCUUUUUGACAACAGCGUCUUCUCUGAUCCGGCAGGUCUUACAAAUGACGUCUUUUUACCUGGAUCAACUUAUGAAGCGUUACACACAACCUUGAGAAACCGGCAGCUAUGGACAGCCAGACCCGAUGGUCCCAGUCGUGCCAGCUCUCGAGGCUCAUACGCUCAUGCCCGUACGCCGACGGGCUAUAGUGACUCGGACUCAUUAAAUCGCGCGGAAAGGGAGCCUAAGACCGGAAGAUUCUUCCAGUUAUCUAUUGAAAGGGAACACGUUCUGUGGCAGAAUUACUUAACUGAGAUAUGCUCAUGGCUCGAUAUGUUUGAUAACAAUCAUCACUUUGCCUCUACAUUCCCACAGAUGGCGAAGACCGCACCUCAUUUGCGAUAUUCCUGUCUGGCAUUAUCUGCGCGUCAACUUGAAAGACAGCAAAAUGCUAAAUCUCAAUCGGAAAGUUUAUCACUCUACCAAGAAGCGAUCCACCUCCUAUUGCCGGAGCUGGAGAGCAAAACCACUCCUGUUAUUGCUUCUUGUGUUAUUUUGUGCGUCCUCGAGAUGUUGAGCUGUAAUCCCAAAGAGUGGCGACGACAUCUGGAAGGAUGCGCAUAUCUUAUACAAGCAGCUGGUAUUAACGGAUUCUCUGGGAAGGAAGAACAAGCGCUGUUCUGGUGUUUUGCACGCAUGGAUGUCUGCGGAGGUCUUAUCUCGGAAGAAGAAACCAUCAUCCCACUCCACAACUGGAGACCCCGAGACAUGAGCUGUAAUCAAGCAUCGCAACUCUUUCUCUCGUCCUCGAGUAGCGAUUUCGACACCUAUGCCAACUAUACCGUGUAUCUCUGCGCUCAAACGCUAGGUGUUCUUUUCGGACCUUCUUCCAACACUGCACAUCUUUGUACCCCCCUCCAGUCCAUCCCGGAAGAGGACGUCAAUUCAUACAUCCAUCGCUGGAGGGAGCUCUUUGAACAGGUCGAAAAGUGGUAUGAGAGUCGCCCAAGUCAAAUGAAGUCCAUCUUCACUGUCGCCCAGCCCGGGUGCUCGGGAAUGGACCAGCCAUUUCCAAUGGUGUUAUAUGGCAAUGGAGCAGCCAUCUCAGGAAAUCAACUGUACCACGUUUGCGCCCUAUUGUUGCUUCAACGCAAGCCUAAAACACUGUCGCUAUAUAAGAAGCCGAAAUCUGUCCUUUGGCAUGCUCGACAAAUAUGUGCUAUUUCGGCGUCUAAUACGCACCAUGGUUGUUGGACAAACGCGCUCCAACCCCUGUGGAUUGCUGGUCGAGUCAUGUCGCACUAUUCUGAACAUAUGGCUAUUGUAGAGACAUUGAUGAGAAUCGAGCGUGAAACCGGCUGGGCUACUGCAUGGCGAGUGGAGGACCUGAAAGACCUCUGGGGUGAUUAUGACAAUGGUGACGAUUGUGACAUGGAUGGGUAGCGACUCAGAUGAUUUAGUCCAAUAUUUCUGGGUGUGGAACAUGUAAAACUUCAGGUCUUGAUCCAAACCAGGCCCUUCUGCAGCUGACCGGCAUAUCGGGCAUGUAUGUACUCGAGAACCGACAUCGGCCGUUGGGCAUAUAUUAACCCAAUAUUUGUCACCGACCUCUGCCAAGCCUUUAUUGUUGAUCAGCGACCGCAUGAUCGACUGCCGUACUGCAUUUUACCCUUCUAUCAGGUCGGCACAAGCCAUUUGCAUUACAGUAUACCAGUCACCCCCCUUUACAGUCAGUGAUUUCGGAUAGAUAUCCACAGAUUGUUCUAAAUAUAAGCUUUGCUAUC
This is a messenger RNA of Penicillium brasilianum, 2657 nucleotides long. The record is from the annotation of a GenBank genome assembly. NCBI's taxonomy places the organism in Eukaryota, Fungi, Ascomycota, Eurotiomycetes, Eurotiales, Aspergillaceae.